Molecule: messenger RNA, 636 nt
Organism: Mya arenaria
Lineage: Eukaryota; Metazoa; Mollusca; Bivalvia; Myida; Myidae
Product: heat shock 70 kDa protein 12B-like
Exons: 3
Coding region: 1-636 (211 amino acids)
Source: RefSeq, a predicted model, not a curated record
AUGGGCCGUGCUUUUACCUUCCAGACGGCCUCGCAGUGCCGGUUGAAUGCGUUUGAACCAUGGCAGCGAAGACUCAGUCCCAUCUCCCAUGUUGCUGCAUUCGACUUUGGUACCACGUACAGUGGCUAUGCGUUUUCCUUUCGAGAUGACCCGCUAAAAGUGCAGACCAACCAGAUUUGGUAUUCCGAAGGAAAGUUCGUUUCUCUUAAGACCCCGACAAGCGUGCUUUUAAACCCAGAGGGCGAGUUUGACUCUUUUGGUUUUAACCGCUAUGCAAGUAAAGCGGAAGAUGACGAACACGAAGGAUGGAGAUUGUUCCGGCGUUUUAAGAUGGUUUUACACAACAAUAAGGAGCUUUCCAGAGCCACAACUGUGGAGGAUAUUGAAGGCAACUCUCAUCAAGCUCUACCAAUCUUCUCCAUGGCGAUCAAGUUCCUACAAAAGCAUCUCCUUCAGGCGGUAGCAAACCAGACGGUGGGUGUGCUUGAGAAGGACAUUUCCUACGUCAUCACGGUGCCCGCUAUCUGGGAUGACAAUGCCAAGGAGUUCAUUAGAGCGGCUAUCGAAGAGGUAUGGAAUCUAAAUCACGCUGUGACAGCAUAUAUCGCCGUGUAUAAAUCUCACACGUCCACUUGA